Klebsormidium nitens is the source of this 3969-nucleotide messenger RNA. Lineage: Eukaryota; Viridiplantae; Streptophyta; Klebsormidiophyceae; Klebsormidiales; Klebsormidiaceae. The record is from the annotation of a GenBank genome assembly.
AUGAAACGAGGGAUAGCUCAUGUGACAAGGGUUGAGGCAGGUGGACACGCCAUAAAGGCAUUUCUUUCUUUCCAAUUGCGUGUGCUGAGAGUCGCCCAUUGAUGUCAACCGCAAGAUCCUUCAGCUUGGCUAGGCUGGCGGGCACAAGUGGGGCAAGCCCACCGUGAUGCUGGUCAGAAGGCUAGCUAGUGGAGGAAACGGCAUCUCCACCCGGAACCAAGGCAGGCACGGGGAUGGCAGCAGAUGGCAGCCGGCCGGAUCGCUCGAUUCUCUGGGAGGGGGCCGUGCCGGUGGCGCCGGGGCUGGCCUACCUGGGGUCUACGAACGCGGGGUUCGAUCCGCAGGUUCUCAAAGAUCGGCAUGUGCCGAUCUUUGAGAUGCCCCCCGGCUUCUUCCCCGCUCACCACAAGCACGGGCCCCCUCCAAGCGCUGCCGCUACGACAAAGCCGGGAAACUCCAAAGGCCCAUCUGGCAAGGCAAAGAAAGGAGGCGCCAAAGCGGCGGCCAAAGCGUCGGAGGCUAGCGGGCCAUUGCAAAGCAAGCCUGCUGCUGCCCCUGCUCACCAUGGCAAGACGCCCUCUAACGGGCCACCGAAGCCUGCUGUGUCUGAGUCAGCUGAAAGGUCGGACUCGGGCACGCCUGCGAGCGUUCCCUUUUCGCAGCCUGCAAUCCAGGCUCGGAAGCUGACGGAGAGCGAGGCGCGUGAACUGGAGAGGCAAGCUGCGGCGACCAGGAUCGACUACAGCAAGACGAUCAAGCGCAGCGAGGCAAUCGCGCGCGGCCAGACGGUCUGCCGGCCAGGAAAGGGCGGCAAGGAGAAGCGGAGGAACUACGUGAUGCCAGAGUUUGGGAGUGUGGACUUCUUUGAGCAUAUGGCGAGGUGGAGCAUGUCAGCAGAGGGGAAAGCCGCCCUUGCCGCGCAGGCACAGGCCUCAGACAGAGGGCCCGACGCGGAUGAGGACCACGAGGAGGGGGCCAACACUGAGGGGGGAGGGAAGCAGGGGCAGGCGAGUAGCAGAAGUCAGACCGAUGGAACCGCGGCAGCAAAGGGGAGGCCAAUCGAUUACAGCAAGUGGGACGCGUUUGAGGACAGUGAUGACGAGCGUGAGAGGGCGGCGGCGCAAGGGAAGGGGUGCUGCCGGCACUGCAAGUGCUGCUACCCAGACGGGAAUGACUCGGACUCGGAGUGCAGCGACGACGGGCAUGACCACCGCCACCGGCAAGUGCACACAGUGCCGGGGAGGACGCGCGACGAUUCCCCAGAGCCGCGCAGCGAUGCCGCUCCCAAGACGCGGGGGCGAGGCAUGCGAGGUGUUGGGGGUAGAGGAGCGGGGGAGCCGCCUCCGUCUCGUGCUCCACGGGCUGGUCUCGCGAGUGUCGGCGAAGGUUCGAAGCAUGAGAAGGAACGCGCUGUGGGGAUUAAAGAAAGUGAGAGCGCAGCCAAGAAGCCGGGCCUCAAGGGCGGCUUCUUUGCGCCCAAGGCCGCAGCAAAGGCAACUGAAGAAGCGCCAGGGAGGAGUGGGAAGGAGGCGGGGGAUGCGGGUUCGCAGAAGCCGUCUGUGGACGACCUGCGGAUCUAUCACAAGCUGGGGGGAACUGCGAAGCCCUUGACGGCCUUCCCGCUCAAGAGUCCAGAGGAGCAGGAGAACUGGUGGAUGUACAUUCAUUCGGACGGCCGGCUCUACUUCGUGCGUGCUGGCAGCUCCGGGCUGGGCACGUGGUGGAAGCCGGAGGAGCUGCUCGACGUCACUGAGGCCCCGACGGGGUGGCAGGAGCUGUACGACAAGACGGGCCGCGUGUAUUACUACCACGCCGCCUCGGGCUGCUCGCUGGACACAAUUCCCGACGACCUGGCCGUGGCGCGCUUCUCGUGGCCGGGCCGGAACGGCAGCGGCCCCCGAAUGGACCUCAUGGCGGAGGCGGCCUGGCACGACAUCUGCAAGCACGCGCGCGGGGCGGCCACGCGGGAGGAGGCUGCGGAGCGCGCAAUCGCGUCCAUGCGCUUCUCGCGCUUCUUCCCCGCGGGCCUCGACCCCGCGUCCUUGCCGGGCCUGCAGGACACCAUCCGCAAGCGCAUGCACGCCGAGUGGCCCGCCUGCUGCGAGGAAGGCGAGCAACCGGGGUUGCGCUGCCCGGUCGGCAAGCUCACCGACUUCCCGCCUAAGUUCCCGGAGAGGCACCACCAGUGGCUCUCCUAUAAGCACGCAGAGGGGCGCUUCUACUUCGUCCACACCGACGACCCCGGCCCCGGCACGUGGUAUCGUCCCGAGGACCUGCUCGACAUCCCCGAGUACAUCACCGGCUGGCAGCAGGUUCUCGGCACCGGCCCGGGGUCGAUGUCGUACUACCACGUGGACGAGUGCCGGAGCCAGAAAGCCCUUCCUGCCGUGCUGGCCAAGGCGCGUCUGCUGCAAGAGCACUGCCCCUUCUUGACACCCCACCUGGCCGCGCGCAGGUUUCCGGCCUUCCUGAAGCAUAUGGAACAGGCCAAGACAGAGGCGCACGCGGAGCGGCUCGCUGCGGAAGCUGUGGCGAAGUAUCUGAAGGUUCCGCCGCCGUCCGUACCCAGUUCUGUACCUGACCCGCGGCCUCAGAGCAGCGGGAGCCAAGCACACGGCAGUGAGCGCAAGACUGCUGACAACAGCUCAGGGCCUUCCAACGGGAGUCAGCGCAAGGCGGCCGCUGACGGCAGCAAGGCGGCACCGGCGAAGCAGGGCGGGACUUCGGGGCCGCGGUUUAGCGUGGAGAAUUUCCAGCUGACACGCUACCGGCGGAUGCAGGAGCAAGUUUACCACGACUGGCAGGCCUACAAGCACGCAGACGGGCGGCUCUACUUUGUGCGCGAGGGCGACCCCGGCCCCGGCACGUGGCGCAAGCCGUACGACCUGCAAGACGCCACAGAGGGCCUCUCGGGGUGGCAGGAUCUGACAGACGCGGAUGGGCGACCGUACUACUGGCACGACGGCCAGCAGCGUCGCUCAACCGCGCUCCCCGAGGAGCUGCGGCAGGCACGGGACCUGGCGGACCGAGAGUCGGGGAAUUACGGGCCACUGCCCGACCCGGCAGAAGUGAUUGACCUCAUGCUCACAGCCAAGACGCCCGAAGAUGUCACGGAGGGGAUCAUGCGCGGCGCACUGACGGCAGGCAUGACCGAGGCGGACAAAGCGGUGAUGCACCGGCUGGUGGCGGCCAAGAUGGCGGAGAAGUGGCCCGAGGUGCAGGCAGCACAGCCCAACCCCGCACCCGCCCGGAACAGAGCCCCGGGGGCCAACGCGACGCCCAGCGGGGCGGCCGCGAGGUCCGGAGCGGCUGACGGGAAGAGCGGGAAAGCGGGGGCGCAGGCUGACGUCAGCAGAAGGAAAGAGGACGCCAACGGGAGGCGAGAUGGGGCGGUCAAGGGGGCCGCCGGGGCGGGGACAGCGACGAGCAGCGGGGCAAAGGCGGGGACAGCAGGCACGACUCCCUCGGACGAGGACGCGGCGGCGGGCGAGGAUGCAGGGGAGGGCGGGUACCGGGUGGGGCCGGGCGGGGAGCGCGUGAAGGUGUGCUGGAGCUGCGGCAAGGACGAGACGGAGGCCGGCAAGUUCAAGAAGUGCGACGCGUGUGCGCGGGCGCGCUACUGCUCACGCGAUUGUCAGCGCGACCACUGGAGGUCGCACAAGGACGUGUGCAGAGAAUGGGCGGCGGAACGGCUCAAACGAAAGCUGGCAGCCAACAACGGAUGAACGCUGUUCGGAGCUGCACUGCUGGUUGGUGCUCGGAAGAUCGUAAAAAGAGGUUUUAUUGGUCGUCAAGACACAAUUAUUGGUAGGGGUUGAUCGAGGUUUUGAUGUAACGUCGUUCCGACGCACCAGAUUGCUGAUUACCCGACUUUAGGUACUACGGUCCGGCCCAAAAUCGUUGUCCCAUCGAGGAUGAUGAAAUAGACACUCGAGAACACAGCAUAUGCAUGGGCAAUCUGGGUCGGGG